Messenger RNA from Phlebotomus papatasi, 1785 nucleotides. RefSeq names its product ATP-dependent DNA helicase PIF1-like. The transcript has 5 exons. Gene Ontology annotation, molecular function: DNA helicase activity. The coding region runs from base 1 to 1785 and encodes 594 amino acids. NCBI's taxonomy places the organism in Eukaryota, Metazoa, Arthropoda, Insecta, Diptera, Psychodidae. The record is from RefSeq and is a predicted model, not a curated record. Gene Ontology annotation, biological process: telomere maintenance; DNA repair.
AUGCAGCAUACAAAAUCAGAUCGCCUCUCAGAUGAUAUUGCGAAUACAAUUCGAGCUAAAUUAUUGGAUGUCAAGUUAAUUAUAAUAGACGAAAUAUCUAUGGUGGGAGCAAAUGCAUUUGCCAAGAUUGAUGCAAGAAUGAAUCAGAUCUUUGGUGAAAACAAAAGUCUUGCUGGAAAAUCCGUAAUAGUGGUCGGAGAUUUAAACCAACUACCACCUGUAAAAGACAGGCACAUUUUCCGUUCACCAACAUCAAGUGAACUAGCACCAAUAUUAGAUGACAAUCCGCUAUGGGAGGAAUUCAAAUACUAUGAAUUAACGGAAAUAAUGCGACAAAGAGAUGAUUUAUCAUUCACUAUAGCACUUAAUAACUUAGUUAAAGGAAAAAUGACUGAAAUUGACAUCAAUUUAAUAAAGUCAAGGACUGUUAAUAACGGUGAUCACAUUCCUAUAAAUGCUAUGAGACUCUAUGCAUAUAACAAAAAUGUUGAAAAUUACAAUGAAGAAAGGAUUACAAACAGUUCUGGAGAAUUUUAUAGUGUCAUUGCAGAAGAUCGAAUUAUUGAUAAAGUUUCAGAACAGCAACAUAUUGAUAUAAUGAAUCAAGUUCAAUCUAAAAAUGUCAGAGAUACAGGUGGAUGUCCAUAUGAAUUGAAAUUAAAACUAGGAAUUAGAUACAUGAUUACUAAUAAUAUAGACAUAGAAGAUGGACUUGUAAACGGGGCUACUGGCACUCUCCGCCAUUUAACAUAUGAUGAAACAAAUACUGUAACAAUCGCUUGGUUAGAAUUUCCAGAAGAAAGAAAAAAAACAAAAAUUCUAUUUUAUCUCAGUGCAAGAAACCCCAGGCAAAUAUCGAGGAAACAAUUUCCGUUGCGACCAGCAGAGUCUGCUACAAUACAUAAAGUUCAAGGCCAAACCUAUACUUCACUUUGUCUGGACUUCAGGAAAGGCGAAUUUCUUAGUAGGAAACUAUUAUAUGUUGCUAUAAGUAGAGUUACAUCACUAUCUGGAUUAUAUAUCAUUGGUCAAUUUAAACCACCAAAACCACCAGCAGUUUUAGAUCAAGUUGAUUUAGAAAUUGAUAAGUUAAAAACUCAAAAAUAUCUUAAAUUACCCAUGAAUGAAUUAUUCGAAAACAACAAGCACAAUAUAAAAAUUUGUUAUCACAAUAUUUUGUCACUAAAUAAACAUUUUGUAGAUAUAGAUGCAGAUUUUUCUCAUGCGAAUGUCUUCCACAGAAAAAUGUCUGAGAUGUCUCAACUGGUCGUUGAAGAAGUCCCUGCUGGGGCCGAAGCCGAGCCGGUGCUUGAGUUCAACUUUGAGAUGAUGGUGUCCAAUCCAUACGUGAAAAAUCGCGAUUUUGUAGAAUUACUGAAGAGCAUGGAAUCCAGCGUGGGACCCAUACCAAGGCACGUGAAAAACAUCUUUCACUUGUGCGGAUUCACCACAACAUCCAUUAUUAGUAGCAUUGGAGAAAAAGAACUCAGGGAGUGCCAGGAGUAUAUAAUACAGGCGGACAGAGAAUUGGCUCCAGCAGUAGAGGAGAUAUACUCUACGUAUUAUGCAUGUCCGGAGAAAUUUCGAUUCACGCCUGGGGAUAUCAUUAUUAUAAACAAAAUGGUCCAAUUGUGCAAAUCAGAGCCACAGAUUCCACGUGAGGAAGCAAAGUGUGAAGAAAACUCUACUGCUGUAAGAUCACUGAAAGCAGCUGUAGUUUCUUGGAUGCAACUUCACAUUUCUUAUGAAAACAGAAUGGAUGUGCAAAAGAACUUCAAUAGAUAG